This is a messenger RNA of Trichoderma asperellum CBS 433.97, 267 nucleotides long. NCBI's taxonomy places the organism in Eukaryota, Fungi, Ascomycota, Sordariomycetes, Hypocreales, Hypocreaceae. The record is from RefSeq and is a predicted model, not a curated record.
AUGUGUAGCUACAUCGGUUGCUUUUGCCCCGUGUGCGAAAAGCGCUUGCAAACACUGAGGGUGCCCUGUGAAAAGGGUAAAAAGGGCGAACAGUGUGGCGAGUUUACGGAGGCAAGAGACUACGUAGAGGAAGAGCCGUGCGAAAAGUGCUUCAAGAGAUCUCAACCUACCCUUACGAACAAGGCAAAGAACAUGGCCCGAAGGUUGACCGGCGGUUCUUCGUCAUCCAAGAACGCCCGCAAAGCCCACACUCCGAUCAAUGAGUAA